Anguilla anguilla (European eel) is the source of this 5698-nucleotide messenger RNA. RefSeq names its product guanylyl cyclase 2 (gene gc2). NCBI's taxonomy places the organism in Eukaryota, Metazoa, Chordata, Actinopteri, Anguilliformes, Anguillidae. The transcript is spliced from 19 exons. The record is from RefSeq and is a predicted model, not a curated record. Gene Ontology annotation, molecular function: guanylate cyclase activity; peptide receptor activity; protein kinase activity. Bases 9 to 3344 code for a protein of 1111 amino acids. Gene Ontology annotation, biological process: receptor guanylyl cyclase signaling pathway; cGMP biosynthetic process; intracellular signal transduction.
GUCUGGCGAUGCGACGGCAGCUCUGUCCGGCCCAUGGUUUAUCGCGGGAAUGGAGUCGGAGAAGACCAGGCGUUUCUGACACGGAGCGAUCGCAAACCCGCCCUCUUCUCCGCCAUGCCGGGGUCCUCUGCCUGCUGCUGCUCGCCCUCUGCCUGCCCGUCAACAGCCACGCCACCGUCUUCAAGGUGGGCGUGGUGGGACCGUGGUCAUGUGACCCUCUCUUCGGCAAGGCCAUGCCCGACAUGGCGGCGCGUUUGGCGGUGAACAGGAUCAACCGGGACGCCUCUCUGUCGCUGGGCUCCACCUUUGACUACGUGCUUUUGGAGGAGGACUGCCAGACCUCCGGGGCCCUGCAGGGGUUCCUGGGGUACAACACCCGUGCCUCCGCCUUUGUGGGACCCGCCAACCCAGGCUACUGCGACGCCGCCGCCCUGCUGGCCAGGAGCUGGAAUAAAGCGCUGUUCUCCUGGGCCUGCGUUGGCCACGAGCUGGACGACGUACACAGAUACCCCAACUUCGCCCGCACCUUGCCCACGCCCACCUGGGUGCUGCUCACCUUGCUGCACCACUUCCGCUGGGCACAUGUGGGCGUGGUGUCCUCUGCAGAGGACGCCUGGGUUGAGACGGCCAGCGCGGUGGCCAGCACCCUGCGCAGCCAUGGCCUCCCCGUGGAACUGGUGACCUCCACGGGCUCCGACCCCGCCAGCCUGCGCCACGCCCUGGCCAAGAUCAGAAGGAUGGAGCACCUGCGAAUGGUGAUCCUCUGCAUGCACUCCGUGCUGAUUGGAGGGGAGACACAGAGGCGGUUCCUGGAGACUGCCUACGACAUGCGUCUGACGGACGGCUCUGUGGUGUUUGUGCCGUACGACACGCUCCUGUACAGUUUGCCGUACCGCGAUGUGCACUAUCCCGCCCUGCGGAACAACAGCAAGCUCCGCCGCGCCUACGACGCCGUGCUCACAGUAACGCUGGAGUCGCCCGGCCCCUCCUUCUACCAGGCCUACCAGGACGCAGUGGAACACGGCGAGCUGCCAAAAAACCUCAAACCCCAUCAGGUGUCUCCUCUGUUCGGUACCCUGUACAGUUCUGUGCUGAUGGUGGCCCACGCCCUGCGGGGUGUGCGGGACUCGGGGGAGUGGCUGUCGGGGGCAAGCUUGGCCCGGCACACCCGCAGCCUCGCCUUCGCCGGCUUCUCCCAGCGCGUCCGCACCAACAGCUCCGGCGCCUGCCUGCUGGACUACGCCGUGCUGGACACGGACGGGCAGUCCUGCGCGCUGCACCCCACGCACCGCGUCGACACGGAGACCGGCGCGGUGCGCUUCCUGGGCCGCCACAUCCACUUCCCCCACGGCUCCGCCCCCAAAGCCGACUCCAGCUGCUGGUUCACCCGCGGCAAGCUCUGCACCGGAGGGGUGGAUCCAUUCUUUGCGCUGAGCAUCUUCCUGUCUGUCUUUCUGCUGAUUUUGAUCCUGAUGGGGACCUCAUUCUUCAUAAGGCGACGCAUCAGCAAGAUCAGGAUGGUCCGUGGACCAAACAAGAUCCUUCUGACCCUGGCAGAUGUCACAUUCAUCAACCCAUCACUAAGCAGCAAGAAGCUGAGCAUAAGCGAAAGCAAAAGCAGCGAUAUGGGGCGGAGUCCAUCUGAUGCGGACCACAGCCUUAAAUCCCCAUACUCCUCCUCCAGCCUGGCCCCUGCCACAUACGAGAACUCCAACGUGGUCAUCUAUGAGGGAGAUUGGGCAUGGCUGAAAAAGCUCCCGUCUGGAAAUUUUGGAGCCAUCAACCCGAAAACCAGCGACAUUUUUGAAAUGCUGAAGGACAUGCGGCACGAGAACGUUAAUCCCUUCCUGGGGUUCUUCCAUGACUGUGACAUGCUGGCCAUUGUGACAGAGUUCUGCUCCCGAGGUAGCCUGCGGGACCUGCUGCACAACGAGGACGUCAAACUGGACUGGAUGUUCAAGUCCUCGCUGCUGCUGGACCUCAUCAAGGGCAUGAAGUACCUGCACCACAGGGAUCUGUGCCACGGCCGGCUAAAGUCACGAAACUGUGUGGUGGACGGACGAUUUGUGCUCAAGAUCAGUGACUAUGGCUACAAGGAGGUUCUGGAGGCUCAGAAGUUUCCUUAUGUUCACCCACCCCCUGAGGAGCUGCUGUGGACGGCCCCUGAGCUACUGAGGGCCCCGAAACCAGGCCUCAAUGGCUCCCUGCCGGGUGACGUGUACAGCUUCUCCAUCAUCAUGCAGGAGGUGGUGAUCCGAGGCCCGCCGUUCUGCAUGCUGGGCCUGCCAGCCGAAGAGAUCAUUCAGAAGCUGCAGAAGCCGCCUCCCCUGUGCCGGCCAGUGGUGUCUCCAGACCACGCCCCCCUGGAGUGCAUUCAGCUGAUGAAGCAGUGCUGGAACGAGCAACCCGAAAAACGACCAGCUUUCGACGAGAUCUUUGACCAGUUUAAAAACGUCAAUAAGGGGAAGAAGACGAACAUCAUCGACUCCAUGCUGCGCAUGUUGGAGCAGUACUCCAGCAACCUGGAGGAGCUGAUCCGGGAGAGGACCGAGGAGCUGGAGAUCGAGAAACAGAAGACUGAGAAACUGCUCACGCAGAUGCUCCCCCCGUCUGUUGCAGAGGCACUGAAAAUGGGGUGCACUGUGGAGCCAGAACACUUUGAAGGUGUGACGCUGUACUUCAGUGACAUUGUGGGGUUCACCACCAUCUCUGCAAACAGCGAGCCCAUCGAAGUGGUCGACCUCCUUAACGACCUCUACACUUUAUUUGAUGCCAUCAUCGGAAACCACGACGUCUACAAGGUGGAGACCAUUGGCGAUGCGUACAUGGUAGCGUCGGGACUUCCUGUUCCAAACGGGGAUCGGCAUGCGGCUGAGAUCGCCAACAUGUCCCUGGACAUCCUCAGCGCCGUCGGCACCUUCAAGAUGCGGCACAUGCCCGACGUGCCAGUGCGCAUCCGUAUUGGCCUGCACACGGGCCCAUGUGUGGCUGGAGUGGUGGGUCUCACCAUGCCCAGGUACUGCCUGUUUGGAGACACAGUGAACACUGCCUCUCGAAUGGAGUCCACGGGGAUGCCUUACCGCAUCCAUGUGAGUGACAGCACUGUGAAGGUUCUGCUGGAACUGAAGGAGGGCUACAAGGUGCAGCGAAGAGGAAGGACAGAACUUGAGGGCAAAGGAAUGGAGGAGACUUACUGGCUCACUGGUAAGGAAGGCUUCGCCAAACCACUGCCCAUCCCACCAGAGCUCAAGCCAGGGCAGAAAGCUCAUGGGCUCCAGAUGGAGGAAAUAGCUCAGUACAAGCGGCGAAAAGCAGAGCAACAGCUUGCCGGCAGGAAGAACUGAGACCAGGGAAGUUGGGAGCCUGCUGAAGCUGCUUCUGCAGUGGGGCUUUAAAGAAGAUCUGCUACGUGCAGCUAGUCUCACAGCUGAGCACGGCGGGCCACAGCGAAGGACACGGCCAGACAGACAGCAGUGUGCCCACAGACGUGGCACCACACACCCACCUGCACCAAGCCAACUGUGGCAGCAGUGAACUCACCUGGAGAGGCCUCCCGCUUUGAGCCCAGAGGGGAUUUUUUGUUCUUUUUGUUUUUUUUCAUUCUUUAUGAGGAAGCAGGGACCAGUUUUAUAGAGAGACUCUACUCGAGUACUGCGAGAGACAGAGAAAUAGAGACAGAGAGAUGAGAGAGAGAAGAAAGAUGACAGGAGAGAGAGAGAGAAUAGAGAGAAAGAGCAAGAGAGAGAGAGAGAGAGAGGGACAGAGAGAAGGACAACUGCAGCCCUGUGUCAGAAUGGAAUAUUUGUGAAAGAACUAAAGUUCAAAUCAAGAGCUCCGCUGGCUGCCAGGUUAGGGCGGGGUCGGAGGGUGAAAAGGAAGCUGCAGAUACAGUCUACUGGCCGUGGAGAGAUCAGUGGCCUUGUCUCAUUGUGCAGCACCUCGCGACACGUGUUCCCCUCUGGAGUUAUAAAUAUCCGGCAGACUUCAUGGCUGAGCUGGAAGAGGAUCGGAUCCCUGGCCCUCACACCCCCGCUCUGUGCUUCUGCUCCAGUGAGAGGAAACCUUGCAGGGUCUGUAGCAGGUGCAGUGGGCUGCAUGCUCAACCCCUUGCUCUGCGCUUUAGGUCAUGUGAUCCUUUGCUUUUCUGUGUGAUUUUGUUUGUUUUGCGCUCUUCUUGUCGCCCCUGCUACAAAAUAGCCUGUCUGUCUGGCUUGGGGGGGGAACACUUCCCUGAGGAAGAUUUUUACGAUCACUGCCUCUCUUACACAGAAAUGAGGCUAUAGGACUGCCCCAUAACUACUGUUGAAAUUGUGGAUACUCUAAAUACCCCUGAAAUACAUCUGAAAUAGUAGAGACCUUAAAUACCCAUAACUACAGACAAAACAGUACAGACGCUGAAUACCCCACAACUACAGACAAAACAGUACAGAUGCUAAAUACCCCAUAACUAUAGAUUAAAUAUUACAGACGCCAAAUAGCCCAUAACUAUAGAUGAAGGUUUACAGACGCUAAAUAACCGUUAUGUAGAGACUAAAUAAAAACCCAGUAUCUGCAGACUCUAAAUAAGCCAAAACUACAGGUUAUAUAUUACAGAUGAUAAAUACCCUGUAACUCAAUUAAAUAUUACAGUCAGUAAAUACCCCUUAACUACAGACUAAAUACCCAUUAGUGUCAGACACUAACUAACCCUUAACUACAGACUAAAUACCCAUUAGUGUCAGACACUAACUACCCCUUAACUACAGACUGAAUACCCAUUAGUGACAGACACUAACUACCCCAUAACUACAGACUGAAUACCCCAUAACUACAGUCACUAAAUAUCCCAUUGCUCCAGACUAUCAUCCCAACAUCCUAUAAUGGUAGAAGAACUAAGGGUUGGGUUAUAUGGUGCCAUGUUACCUGGAAACAGUAUAUAUUCCUUUCAGUUUUGUUUGGAACAGACACUGUAAUUAGUAGCAGCUGCAUAAGGGGAUUUGUAGAUUAUUUUACCAUUCAGCAACAAAGUGAAUGGUCUCCAACCUACAUGCUCACCUGGACCAACCUGUAAAUUCUCUUUAAUGUUCAUCUGUGUGCUCACCUGUAAAUGCACAUGUACUGUAUGUUUACUUGUUUACUUACAUGUAUGUUCACCUGUGUUCAACUGUAAACUCUCAUGUACAAUCACCUGUGCAUAUGUAGUUUUAUGAAUUCUCAGCAUUUUAAGCAACAUAUGUUCAAAAAUGUAUUAAUUGAUGUAUGUAACUAUGGAAUUUGCACUGUAUGCAUUUAAUUUACUUCAAUUACUGUAUGGAUUCUAUAUGUCUCGUAUGUUUUUUGUUUGUUUUUGCAAGACCUGUCAAUAUUGUAACAAACAUAUUUUGUUUAAAUUUGUAUUGUUUUGUAGAUAUCUCUCAAGUAGAAAAUUUUGCUGGCACAUCAUUUGUUGUCUUGUGAAUUGUAGUCUAUAUAUGUGGCAUUGUUAUUGUCAUAUACUUAUUAUAUGGCUUCAGAUCAGCUCUAAAAUAAAUAUUCUGGGAUUUGAUAAAUCAUAUAUAGUUAAAAAUUCAUAAAAUCACCUAAUCUGGAUUCUUCAAAUAAUUUAUACUCUGACAUUUUUUACUAAAAACAAAAGCAUCAGUUUCGAGAAAGUAUGUAUUCAUGAGUAUGGAAGCUAUUGAUUCAGAGAUAGAAUGUAAUAAAUGGUGAAAAUACCUGA